This is a messenger RNA of Penicillium maclennaniae, 1125 nucleotides long. RefSeq lists its product as uncharacterized. The record is from RefSeq and is a predicted model, not a curated record. Bases 1 to 1125 code for a protein of 374 amino acids. Lineage: Eukaryota; Fungi; Ascomycota; Eurotiomycetes; Eurotiales; Aspergillaceae. Gene Ontology annotation, cellular component: cytoplasm. The transcript has a single exon.
AUGGCUACCCCAGGAACUCAAUAUAUGAUGCAGGUCGGCUUGGCCUCCGGCAUGUCCGCAACAGAGGGUAUACAUUCGCCGCACCCCAAGCCCGUGGACGUUGAGUCCAGUGAUCCAGCACAUGUUCUACCUGGAGAUAUCAUACCAGAUUCCCAGAGUCGAAUUGCUCUACAUGGACACAGAGGCAAAGACGUCCUCAUCCCGUACAUGAGUAUUGGUACGUGGGCAUGGGGCGACAAGGCCACAUUCGGAUACGAUCCGACCAUCGACCUUCCUAAAAUCCACCAAGCAUGGGGUAAAUUGAAGGAAGUUGGCCUAACAUUUGUGGAUACGGCACAGUCUUAUGGUGACGGUGAAAGUGAGCGGAUCUGCGGUACGCUGUUCCAGGGCAUGCCGCGCAACUCGUUCAUAGUGCAGACAAAAUGGCACUCGACUGGAAACUUGAGCAGCCUGCUCCUUCAAUCACGUGGACCCAAGUCCAAGCUCAAUGGGUCACUCAAGCGCCUCGGUCUCGACUAUGUCGACAUCUACCUGGUGAAUGGGCCCAUCCACGCCGGCCUGAUCUCCUCGGUUGCAGAGGGUCUGGUGGAAUGUGUAGAGUCCGGAAUGGCUCGAGCGGUGGGCGUAGCCAACUACGACACGCGAGAAAUGAUUCAGAUGGCGGAUGAGCUGGCCAAGUCCGGAAUACCCUUGGCCGUGUCCCAGUGCGAGUACUCGGUCAUUCGCCGUCUUCCGGAAACUAGCGGGAUGAUACGUGAGUGCCGCCAGCGCGGCAUCUGUUUCCAGGGUUUCGCAUCGCUCGGCGAGGGUCGAAUCUCAGGUAAAUACUCGCGAUUUGAGGAACCUGCUCGCACCAGACGCUUCAGUAGCUACCCUAUGCAUAUGCUCGAACCCACGAUCGAAGUCUUGAAGAGCAUCGCUGAGGAGCGACGGGUGCCUGUCCCAGCAGUGGCGCUUAAUUACUCCAUCAACAAGGGCGUUGUUCCCACGGUCGGAGUUCGCGACGCGGAGCAAGCGGAACAGAACAUGCGGGCGUUAGGCUGGAGAUUAACAGUAGCCGAGAUACGUCGGAUUGAAAAAGUCAGUAUAGAAGGUAACACAUCUGCGCUCUUGCAGCACGGUUAG